GGGCAGGAGCUCACUGAGUGCAGAUGGCAAUCGGAAAGUCAAGACCGGGGAUGUCCCUGGCAGAGCAGCUGGCGGAUCUGGAUGAUUCGACGCCAAAAGAUUUUGAUCCCGAAGACUUGGAUUAUGGGCGGGGGAGCGGCGAUGAGGAUGCGGUAGCAGCAGAUGAAAAUGCCGGGAGAGAGCAUUACCAGGCUGUUGGCAAAGGAAAACUUCGCAAACCAGAGCAGAUCAAUCUUGGAAAACAGUACGCUGGUUCGCGUGUCAGUAGAGAAGCCCUUGAAGCCGAUAGCGACGACGAUCCGUUCCAGAUGCGUUCUAGCGGUGAGGAGGAAGACGAAGAUGAGGAAGACAGCGACGAGGAAGAUGAGGAAGACAGCGAAGAGGAAGACGCUGCGGAGGUCUGGAAGAAGCUCAAGGCUUUGAAGAAUAAGAAAAAGCAGCAGAAGGGAGAUGAGUCCGAUGACGAGGAGAGUAUCGAUGAGGAAAUCGGCAUGUCCGACGAAGAGGAAGACGACGAGGACGACGAAGAGGAAGAUGAUGAAGACAUGGAUAGUGAGAUGUCUGAGGAUGAGGAGGACGACGACGAAGACGAACCUUCUCGCAACAAAAAGGCUGACAAGACCAAGACUGACGACCGUGACGAGCUACGCCGGCUCAUGGCGUCCGACCAAAAGACGAUUGCCGCAACGAUAUCUCAGGCUGCCAAGGCGGAUGCUGUUAAAGGCCGGGCCGUCAAGCAGCAGCGCGCGACCUUUGACGCCUUGCUCAACACGCGGAUCAAGCUUCAGAAGGGGCUGACGGCGGUGAAUGAUCUUUCGCUGACAGCCAAGAACACCGACGAAGAGGUGGAUGAGGAGGCCAUCAAAUCCGUGGAAUCCGCAGCGCUGGCCCUCUGGUCCACGCUGGAGGAGCUGCGUCUCGCCCUGGCGGAUGCACACGCCAAGGACGACUCCAAGAAGCGCAAGCGGCCCCAGCCUGUAUCCCCGGGUGCGUCUCCGGCCUCUCUGUGGAAACGGAUGAGCGAUCUCGAGACCGACGCCGUCUCCCAUCGCCGGGCUGUGCUGGACAAAUGGUCGUCGAAGGUGCGCGGCUCGACCGCCUCGCUCGCCAAUUCGCGAGGGAAGCUGCUUGCCGGCUCCAGCGGCCAACAGCAGAUGCUCACCUCGGUGCUGGACGCACAUGUGGCCACCGAGACGAGCGAGCGGGCUUCCAAGCGAUCGCGCGGGGAGAGCAAGAACAAUAACAAUAACAAUGGUGACGAGGAGAAGCAGGAGCCCGUGUACGAGGACAGCGUGUUCUACCAGUCGCUGCUGCGCGACCUGGUGGAGCAGCGAAUGUCGUCAUCGGAUGCGAUGACCAACGGGCUCGAGACGCUGCACAUCCAGCUCCCGUCGCGGCUGGCGUCGCUGCACCCGGUCACCGGGAUGCGCAAUGACAAGGUGAAGCGCGAGGUGGACACGCGGGCGUCCAAGGGCCGCAAGAUGAAGUUCAACGUGCACGAGAAGCUGCAGAACUUCAUGGCGCCCGAGGAGCGCGGCUCGUGGACGAACCGGGCGCGCGAGGAGUUCUUUGCCUCGCUCCUGGGCAAGACGGCGAGCGGCCUACUGGGCGAAGAGGACGGUGAAGACGCCAGCGGUGCGGAGGAGAGCGACGAGGACCGCGAGGAGGGAGGCCUGAGGCUGUUCCGGGGGGAUUGAACAUUGAGCGGUUAAAUGAUAUAUUUGUAUUUAGAUCUUUCAUACAUU
Penicilliopsis zonata CBS 506.65 is the source of this 1745-nucleotide messenger RNA. RefSeq lists its product as hypothetical. Lineage: Eukaryota; Fungi; Ascomycota; Eurotiomycetes; Eurotiales; Aspergillaceae. Gene Ontology annotation, biological process: maturation of SSU-rRNA from tricistronic rRNA transcript (SSU-rRNA, 5.8S rRNA, LSU-rRNA). The transcript is spliced from 3 exons. Gene Ontology annotation, cellular component: nucleus; nucleolus. Bases 309 to 1697 code for a protein of 462 amino acids. The record is from RefSeq and is a predicted model, not a curated record.